Xyrauchen texanus (razorback sucker) is the source of this 2793-nucleotide messenger RNA. RefSeq names its product butyrophilin subfamily 1 member A1-like. Lineage: Eukaryota; Metazoa; Chordata; Actinopteri; Cypriniformes; Catostomidae. The transcript is spliced from 9 exons. Gene Ontology annotation, molecular function: protein binding. The record is from RefSeq and is a predicted model, not a curated record. Bases 159 to 1592 code for a protein of 477 amino acids.
CAUCACUUCAAGUGAAAAGAGAAAGUAAAUCUAAACAGGAAGGUCUAAUGCUGGAUUCUUACAAUGUUCUUGCAAGAACGUAAUAUUAACAGAAUUUAUUCAGAGACUCACAAUUAUUAACACUUAAUACUGAGUUUAAGCAUUUGUGUCCUUCAGAGAUGAAGAUCAUUUAUAUGACUCUACUGAUCAUCUCUGAAAUAACAGAUUCAAGAUCAGAGCAGUAUAAUGUAGUUGGACCCACUGAUCCUGUUCUUGCUGUGGCUGGUGAAGAUGUGAUUCUGCCCUGUUACAUCAAACCCAACAGCAGUGCUGAGGACAUGAGAGUGGAGUGGUAUAGACUUGAUUUACAAGACUCAGUUGUGCAUCUCUAUCAGGAUCAUAAAGACAGAAAUACAGAUCAGAUUCAGUCUUACAGUGGGAGAACAAAACUGUUCAAACAAGAACUACAGACAGGAAACACAUCACUCAAACUCUCAACAGUUCAAGUCUCUGAUGAAGGACUUUAUAAGUGUUUCGUUCAGUCUGAAUCCUGGUACAUUGUUAAUGUCAGAGUUGAAGUUGUAGGAACUCCUCCACUGAUCACAAUAGAUGGGUUUGAUCAUUCUGGAGGGGUUCAUCUACACUGUGAAAUCAAAGGCUGGUACCCUGAACCUGAGCUUGUGUGGCUGGACCGUGAAGGAGUCACUUUGAAAUCUGAAGCUACAGACACACACAGAGACACAGACGGAUUCAGAGUGAAACACACCAUCACUGUAUAUAAUAGUGACAGCAAAUAUCACUGCAGAGUCAAACUGAGACAUCACAUGCUGGAGACAGAGAUUAUUACCUCCAGUAAAAUGUUAAAUUCUUUGAGGCUGUUUGUCAUCUGGACUUCAGUUGCAGUUGUGUUCAGUGUGAUUGCUGUAAUAUUGAUCGCAGCUUUUAUUCAUAAACACAGAGAUUUAAACAGAGAGAAGAUGAAAAAUCAAGAAGAACACAGUCUACUUUUACAGAGACAGAAGAUCAUUAUCCCAUAUGUGUUAGCACGUUUCAGAAAACAUGCAGUGACCGUGACUCUGAAUCCUUAUUCAGCUCAUCCACGUCUCACUGUGUCUGAUGACGGGAAACAAGUGAGAGACGGAAACACACGAUCAACAGAAGUGAACAAUAGAGAAAAAGAGCAAAGUGACACGUUUGAUGAAUAUCUUGCCGUCCUGGGAAAGGAAGGAUUCUCCUCAGGGUGUUUUUACUUUGAGGUGCAGGUGACGGGGCAAACUGAGUGGGAUUUAGGAGUCACCAGAGAAUCCAUUAACAGGAAGGGAAGGAUUAAUCUGAAUCCUGUGAUCGGAUACUGGACUGUGCAGCUGAGAGAUGGGGAAUAUUGGGCUUGUGAUUCUCAACCUGUCUCUCUUUCUCUGAGUGUGGAUCCACAGAGGGUGGGUGUGUUUGUGGAUUAUGAGGAGGGUCUGGUCUCCUUUUAUGAUGUGGAGGACAGGUCUCAUAUCUACUCUUUCACUGGUCAGUAUUUCAGUGAGAAACUCUGUCCAUUUUUUGGUUUAGGUUAUGAUUGGAAUGAAAACUCUGCACCACUGAUCAUCUGUAAUGAUUUCUAAUGAGAUUAAUUUACAGAUGAAUGUAUUUACAACAGCAAAGAUGACAAAAUAAAAUAAUUAUUCACUCUCAGACAUAAAUACACAGUUUAAAGUACAAACCUGCCAUUGGAUUAUUUACCCUUAUUUUGGUGCCAUAUGUGUUUGAUCAAAACAAAAAGGUAAUUUUUCCCCCCUCAGUGGAACAAAAAUAUAAUUGUACAUUUAAAGGUACACAAAAGAUAUUUAGGGUACAAUUUUGUACACAAAAUGAGUAAUACAUUUUAUCAAUCAUGAUAUUUAUUGGACAUGAAUAACAAAUCUUUAAAAUGCAAAACAAAUGAAAUACAUUAAAUAAAGCAAAUAAAAUGAAAUAGAAUAAAUGUUGAAUGUUAUAGUAAAUAUCUUGUAUUAACUGAAACUAAGAUUAAGUCUAAUGCUAAAAUCUCAAUCAAGACGAAGUAAAAUAAACUGUGGAGAGGUCACGAGGUCUGAGAGUGAAGCAGAAAGCCCAAGAGAGAGUUGAGCAGAUAUUAUAUUAUAAUUUAUAGCCCAAAACAUGCAUGUCAUAUUCCCUUAAACAGAUCAGAUGUUUUGUCUGGAUUCCCCUGAUGUUAGUAAUUAUCUCUUAUCACAAAAUAAUGAUUAAAAAUGUCCGUUUGUUUCUUCAAGGUGCAACAAUAGACCUUACACAUAUAGAAGAACUGUUAUGACCCUGUGGUGUUUUGUGUGUGUAACAUUGUAGUUUUCUAUCUGUGUUUGUGUGUUGUGAGCUGCUUCCUGAUUGGCUGCUAUUCAAGUAUAGAAGAUGAUCUGCAAGUAUGUUCAGAAUUAGCAGCAAUAAUAAAAGACAUUUUGUUGUGGCUUGCUUGUGUUUCACAAAUGUGUUCAGUUUCAUUGACUAUUUCAGUGAACACUUCUGGAGAUGCCACUAGGUGGCGACAAAUGAGCGUCUUAAGUGUAAUGAGCGAGUCAUUGAAUCAUUUUGAUGGUCAUGACCAAAAUCUGGCAAGAGACUUUAUAGUAUUUAAGCAUCAUAAGAACAAAGCAGAUCUUUAAUUUCCGUUCAGUUUUGUGAAAUGUUGUGAAAUGAGUAUCAAUAAUUUCCAUGCCUUCUCCAUUCUUAAAAAUUGCAUGUCAAAUCUACUGACUUCAUUAGACAAGAACAAAGCAGAUCUACUGUAUCAUUUUCUUACAGUAUUCAGAAAGACUGCAGGAUUUAAUC